UUGAGCGCAUGCUGCUGUGCACUGCCGCUUUGCAACACUGCUUGAACAGCUGUUUUAAAAUGUCAAAAAGUUCGCCGUGCGGAAUUUGGCAAUUUUUAUAGAAAUUUUUGUUGGUCUUGAUCUCCGGCAAACCCACAACAACUAACAAAAAUGCCUAACGAUUCGCUUGACUUAAGGAAACAUUUAACUCAAUGCAAGUGACAAAAAGCAUACAAAAGCAAAAAACACAAAGCACGCAACGCCUACAACAACAAAAGCAACAGCAGCAGCGCAAUAAUUAAGCGUCUGGCAGCAGACGGUGGCGCUUCAGCUCGAAUUUCAGCAGCGACAACAGCAAUUGCAACAUGAAAUUACUCGGGAAAUACGUCGAUAAGGGCAUGCAGGGCAAUGUAACCCUCGUGCCCGAGGAGCCGGAGGACAUGUGGCACGCCUACAACCUAAUUGCUGAGGGCGACAGCGUGCGUAGCACCACAAUACGCAAAGUGCAGAAUGAAACGGCCACAGGCUCAUCGACGAGCAGCCGUGUGCGCACCACUCUGACCAUUGCCGUGGAGGCCAUCGACUUUGAUACCCAGGCCUGUGUGCUGCGCUUGAAGGGGCGCAACAUAGAGGAGAAUCAGUUCGUCAAAAUGGGCGCCUAUCACACGCUCGAUCUGGAGUUGAAUCGCAAAUUUGAGCUGCGGAAACCCGAAUGGGAUACGAUAGCACUGGAGCGCAUUGACAUGGCCUGCGAUCCCACCCAGUCCGCGGAUGUGGCUGCUGUCGUCAUGCAGGAAGGCUUGGCGCAUGUCUGCCUCAUUACGGCCAGCAUGACGCUGGUGCGCAGCAAAAUCGAGGUGUCCAUACCGCGAAAGCGCAAAGGCUAUGUGCAACAGCACGAGAAGGGUCUAGCCAAGUUCUACGAGCAAGUCAUGCAAAGCAUAUUGCGUCAUGUCAAUUUCGAAAUAGUCAAGUGUGUGCUGAUUGCCUCGCCGGGCUUUGUGCGCGAUCAGUUCUACGACUAUAUGUUCCAACAGGCGGUCAAAAUGGACUAUAAAGUGCUGCUGGAUAACAAGAGUCGAUUCAUGCUGGUUCAUGCAUCCUCCGGCUUUAAGCACUCUCUAAAGGAGGUGUUGCAAGAUCCGGCUGUGGUGGCCAAAAUGUCCGAUACGAAAGCCGCUGGUGAGGUUAAAGCACUGGAACAGUUCUACAUGAUGCUGCAGUGUGAACCAGCCAAAGCCUACUAUGGCAAAAAGCAUGUCCUGCGAGCUGCUGAGGCACAAUCUAUAGAAACAUUGCUCAUUUCGGACAAUCUGUUUAGAUGCCAAGACGUUAAUCUCAGGAAAGAAUAUGUCAACCUAGUUGAAUCAGUGCGCGAUGCUGGCGGCGAGGUGAAAAUAUUCUCCAGCAUGCAUAUAUCGGGAGAACAACUCGCUCAGCUGACGGGCGUUGCGGCUAUUCUGCGUUUCCCUAUGCCCGAACUGGAGGAUAGCGACGAUGAUGACGACGAUGAUGGUGCGGCGGGCGGCGAUAAUAGCGAUAGCGAUUAAGGACUAUAUCCUUAAGAUCCCAUAGCAUUUUAUUUCAAACGAUUUAUUGGACUUACCCGAGAACAAAAGCGGAGAACGCAAGACUCGUGCAGUUGUUUCUAAAAACAUACAAACAAAUGAAAAAAAAAAAACAACCGAAAAACAUAUAAUUAUAGAGUAAUAGGUACUACUUAUGACAGACUUGGACUGUGUCAGGGCAUAUACAAUAUACGAGUACUAUAUAUACAUAUACAAAACUUAGGUUAUACGAUGAGCGACAAAUCGUUAGUUAAAAUUCAUUAAAACAAAUUUUUAAAACAGUUUCUAUAGCCAAGCAACUAGGUCUAGCUUUACCUCUAAAGCCAAUAUAUAUUUCCCGUCAUCAAAACUAAUCCUCCCCAAACAGAAACCAAGCUAUGCAUAACUAGGAAUGUAAGCAAACAUAUGUGACGUUUUGCAAUUCCUUAGAUCUUUUUUCUCUCCGUUCUACUAUAUAUUUAUAACUAUUUUUUUUAUUGCUUUACUGCUGUAUUUUUGUUGUUAUAAUAUAUAUAUUUUUAUGAUUAUAUUAUAAUUUUUAUGCGAUUCAUGUGUUCUAUUCAGAUACUGUAAAAUUCAAAAUCGAUUAUGGCGAGUUCUUAUUGUUCGAACGUUUAUUUAAGCUUUAAAAAUGUAACGAAAAACUGUGCAACAUAAUCUAUUCAAAUAAUAUCGAAAGCCUGCUUCUUAAAUCCGUGUUGAUAUAUCAGCCUUGGGUAAUGCGAGUUGUUGGACAUCGGACCCGUCAGGAUUCGCAACGAUAAGGUUGAGCUAUAGACCAUUUUCUGUUAUCUUGGCUCAUUAAAGGAAUUUCGGCCUUAUAAUUGAAUAUUCUUUAUUGCCAGGACGAGGACUGUUCAUUGCCCAAAGGACAUUAGGAUAGCCCUUGAAAUGGUAGCUUAAGACUUU
Messenger RNA from Drosophila novamexicana, 2456 nucleotides. It is a transcript of the gene pelo, whose product is annotated as protein pelota. Gene Ontology annotation, biological process: ribosome disassembly; nonfunctional rRNA decay; RNA surveillance. The record is from RefSeq and is a predicted model, not a curated record. The coding region runs from base 345 to 1529 and encodes 394 amino acids. The transcript is spliced from 5 exons. Gene Ontology annotation, cellular component: cytoplasm. NCBI's taxonomy places the organism in Eukaryota, Metazoa, Arthropoda, Insecta, Diptera, Drosophilidae.